Molecule: messenger RNA, 2022 nt
Organism: Xenopus laevis (African clawed frog)
Lineage: Eukaryota; Metazoa; Chordata; Amphibia; Anura; Pipidae
Gene: syt5.L
Product: synaptotagmin 5 L homeolog
Exons: 9
Coding region: 565-1815 (416 amino acids)
Biological process (GO): calcium ion-regulated exocytosis of neurotransmitter; calcium-ion regulated exocytosis; synaptic vesicle endocytosis
Cellular component (GO): membrane; axon; synaptic vesicle membrane
Molecular function (GO): calcium-dependent phospholipid binding; calcium ion binding; clathrin binding
Source: RefSeq, a predicted model, not a curated record
AUGAGAUAACAGGUUGCUUGUCUUUGUAUUAACUGGGGAAUCUGUCAAAAGGGAACGCAGGAGAGCAAAGCUGUGAUUAUCAAUCUGAUCUCAGUUACAUUUAAUGGAAAUGUGGCAUGGAUCUUAACUGAAGGUGGACUCUUCCAUAGCAAUCACAUGGGGAGGUGGGGAAGUUGACAGCAACAGUCAGUGUGAGGCUGUUUGAAAGGUUCUAUUCAUUUCUGCCACCCUGCCUCUGGGAGACAGAUGGAAGAUUCCCUAUAAUAAAGAAGAUCCCUGGCUGAAAAUGUGUUUGUCUCCACCUCUGUCAGCCUCGCUGGGGCUCCACCUUAGCCAAACAACUCACUGAGAAAUUCAGCACCGUGAGCUGUGGACAGCUCCCUCCAGCAACACAAAGGCAAAACCUACUGUACGGGAACCGAUUGGGAAGGAGUACCAAGGACAGCGCCUGUUAAACCCAGUUGGGGGCCACUUUCACAUCCCUUCUUCUUUGCCUCACUUUGAUUGCCUGCUUCAUCUACAAAAAGGAGGAAAGAAGUUAGAGCUAAGAACACAAGCUCCAAGAUGAACCCGGGGCGUAGAUCCGCCAUGGUGGCAUCCCAGCAAACGACCUUCCCUCCUGAAUUCCACCAAAAUGGCACCGAGAUGCCCUCCAAGCACAACGUCUUCUCUGAUAUGAAGAACAAGUUUAUGAAUGAGCUUAGCAAGCUGCCAAUUCCACCAUGGGCUUUGGCUACCAUCAUUAUUGUAGCUGGCCUUCUCCUGAUAUGCUGUUGUUUCUGUAUCUGUAAGAAAUGUUGUGGCAAAAAGAAGAAGGGCAAGAAAGGAAAAGACAAGGUGAAAGCCCAAAUUAACAUGAAGGAGGUGAAGGAACUAGGGAAGAGCUACAUUGACAAGGUCCAGCCAGAUGUUGAAGAUCUUGACCCAUCACUCUUGGAUGAUGUGAAAGAUGAGAAACCCCAAGAGCAGCUGGGCAAGCUCCAGUACUCUCUGGAUUAUGAUUUCCAGUCUGGGCAGCUGGUUGUGGGAAUCAUACAGGCAGCAGACUUACCAGCCUUGGACAUUGGUGGUACCUCCGACCCCUAUGUCAAAGUAUACUUACUCCCAGACAAGAAGAAGAAAUAUGAAACAAAAGUGCACCGCAAGACCCUAAACCCAACAUUCAAUGAGUCAUUCACUUUCAAGGUUCCUUAUGCAGAGCUUGGAGGGAAAACCUUAGUCAUGUCAGUGUAUGACUUUGAUCGGUUUUCGAAGCACGAUGCUAUUGGGGAGGUGCGUGUUCACAUGAACACAGUGGAUCUGGCGCAUGUCAUUGAGGAGUGGCAAGACUUACAGUCUGCUGAGAAAGAGGAGCAAGAGAAACUGGGAGAUGUCUGCUUCUCAUUGCGUUACGUGCCGACAGCGGGGAAACUCACAGUUAUUGUGCUGGAGGCUAAAAACCUCAAAAAGAUGGAUGUCGGGGGACUUUCUGACCCAUAUGUAAAGAUUCAUCUGAUGCAGAAUGGCAAGAGGCUAAAGAAAAAGAAGACCACAAUCAAGAAAAAUACCCUAAACCCUUACUACAAUGAAUCCUUCAGCUUUGAAGUACCGUUUGAACAGAUUCAGAAGGUGCAGGUGGUUCUCACAGUACUCGAUUAUGACAAGCUAGGCAAAAAUGAAGCAAUCGGCAAGAUCUUUGUGGGCUGUAAUGCUACAGGGACUGAGCUUCGCCACUGGUCUGAUAUGCUAGCUAACCCCAGAAGGCCUAUAGCCCAGUGGCACACUCUACAGCCAGAAGAAGAAGUGGAUGGUGCCGUCGGAAUGAAGACCUCAUGAUGUAUCUUCGAGUGUGUGAACGAGUGCGAAUGAAUGUGGGCACAUGGAGGUACUUGUGCAAACAAGUAUUGGGACCAGUGCUGCUGUGUGUAUAUACAUGUUCAAAGCUGUAGCUGUGAAAUAGCUUUGAGAAACCUCCUGUUUUGUGGUUAUUUGUAAAUGACUAAACUAUUUAUAUAAAACUUGGCCAAGAGGCAGUAUCCUUUU